CCCCCUGAACCAUUUGGUGGCGCGCUGUGUGUGGAGACGUGUAGCUCCCGGCCCGUGACUGAGUGUGACAGUGGCAGACGUCAUGACGAGAGCCAACCUCUGAUCCCAAAACAGUUUCUUUUCCUCCUCUUCUGUGCCCAGUGUCUGUGUGGUGUGGUGAUAGCCAGUACAACCGGCACCAUGGUUGAACACAGAGCUAGCUGCUCUCCCCACUGGGGAAUGCGUUUGUUAGGUCUGAGUGUAUUAGUGCUUACUCUUUGCAGUCCAGUCUCUGCUGAAGGAAACGAUACUGACGCGUUUGGAAAAUGUCUCGACGGUCUCAUUAUUCCACUAUGGUCACCCCAGGAAAACCUAACUACUGGCGACCGAGUGGCCCGAGCCAUUGUCUACUUCGUGGCGAUGGUGUGGCUCUUCAUCGGUGUGUCCAUCAUCGCUGAUCGUUUCAUGGGUUCCAUUGAAAUGAUUACUUCGCAAGAGAAGGAAGUGACAGUGAAAAAGGCAAACGGCGAGACGCAGAUCAUUGUAGUCCAAGUGUGGAAUGAAACUGUGGCCAACCUCACGCUCAUGGCCCGGCCCUGUCCUGAGAUCCUGUUGUCCGUUGUUGAAAUGUUCGCCACAAACUUCGAAGCCGGAGAUCUCGGUCCUGGAACCAUCGUCGGUUCCGCAGCCUUCAACUUGUUUGUCAUCAUUGGUAUCUGCGUAUAUGUUAUCCCUGAUGGUGAGGUGAGAUACAUUAAGCAUCUCCGCGUAUUCUUUAUCACUGCUUUCUUCUCCGUGUUCGCUUAUAUUUGGCUGUAUCUUAUCCUGGCUGAAAUUUCCUACGGUAUCGUGGAGUUCUGGGAAGCCUUCCUGACCUUCCUCUUCUUCCCCAUUACUGUUGUUCUUGCCUACAUCGCUGAUCGUCGUCUUCUCUUCUACAAGUACUUGACAAAGGAAUAUCGUAUGGGCAAGCGCGGUGUUAUCAUUGAAACUGAAGGCACCGAUGUCGAGUUGGGAAAGAAGGAAGAAGGAGGACCCCUGUUUGAAGAAAAUGUAGACGAAUCUGUCAAGGAGUUUGAGGAACAUCGCAAGGAGUACAUGGCUGUUAUUCGUGAGCUGCCCAAAGCACAUGCCAUGGAAAACCUAGAAUCUAUGGCCCGCGAGGAAAUUAUUAACCGUGGCCCCAAGUCUCGUGCCUUCUACCGUAUCCAGGCCACCAGGAAGCUGACUGGUGGUGGUAACAUCAUGAAGAAAGCGAGAGAGGAGGUUAAGGUAGAAAAGGAAGACGACAGAAAAAAGACAGAGGACACCAUCCGUAUUUUCUUCGACCCUGGACACUACACCGUGAUGGAGAACGUGGGUACUUUUGAAGUGACUGUAGUCCGUGAAGGAGGGGAUCUCAACACCACUGUUCUUGUUGACUACAAGACUGAAGACGGCACAGCAAAUGCUGGCGGCGAUUACAUAGGUGCGGAAGGUACUCUGGUCUUCCUGCCAGGUGAAACACAGAAAACCUUCAACCUGGAAGUCAUCGACGACGAAGUUUUCGAGGAAGAUGAACAUUUCUACGUCCGUCUCUCCAACAUGCGCCUGGGCUCUGAUGGUACAGCCGUGACCCAUGCUGUCAACGGUGCUGCUGGUCAACCCAACAAGCCUGUCAAGAUGGAACUGGCUGCUCCAUACGUCGCCACUAUUAUGAUUCUCGACGAUGAUCACGGUGGUAUCUUCAACGUCAGCGAAAAGGACAUAGAAAUCGUGGAGUCUAUUGGAACAUACGAACUGAAGGUUGUGCGUUGGUCUGGUGCACGUGGCCGCGUCACUGUGCCUUACAAGACGGAAGACGGUACAGCCAAGGCCGGCAAGGACUACGAAGCAGCUGAAGGCGAACUUGUCUUCGAGAACAACGAGACUGAGUAAGUAGUAGAGUCCAUCCC
Homarus americanus (American lobster) is the source of this 1913-nucleotide messenger RNA. It is a transcript of the gene Calx, whose product is annotated as sodium/calcium exchanger 3-like. Gene Ontology annotation, biological process: sodium ion transmembrane transport; calcium ion import across plasma membrane; cell communication. The record is from RefSeq and is a predicted model, not a curated record. Lineage: Eukaryota; Metazoa; Arthropoda; Malacostraca; Decapoda; Nephropidae. Gene Ontology annotation, molecular function: calcium:sodium antiporter activity. Gene Ontology annotation, cellular component: postsynapse; sarcolemma; axon.